AUGUUAGUCACACCCCAAGCAGUUGAGGAAGGUUCAAGAGAUAGUACAUGGAAAUAUUUUCAAGGUUGCCUAGGUGCACUUGAUGGCACAUACAUCCAGUUACAAGUCCCAGCAGUAGAUAAACCUAGAUAUCGGUCAAGAAAAGGGUCUGCGUAUGUAUUAACCGGAUGGGAAGGGUCUGCGGCUGAUGGGCGAGUGUUGAAAGAUGCAAUUGGUAGAGAGAAUGGUUUAAAAGUCCCAACGGGUUCUUAUUAUUUGUGUGAUGGUGGUUACACAAAUUGUGAAGGAUUUAUAGCCUCGUAUCGUGGAUUUAGAUACCAUCUUCGAGAAUGGGUGGCCGGUCGAAGAGUACCUCAAAAUUACAAAGAGUAUUUCAACAUGAAACAUGCUAAGGGGAGGAAUGUUAUUGAGCGCGUGUUUGGACAACUAAAAAGCCGAUGGGCCAUUUUAUGCAGCAAUUCCUUUUAUCCAGUUGAGACCCAAAACAUGAUAAUCAUGGCUUGCACGUACUUCCAUAAUUUUAUCAAGGAGAACAUGGAGUAUGAUCCUGUGUUUGGCGACGAAGAAUACAUCGUUCAACUUGAGCAAAUAACGUUAGCUAAUGACGGUGGACAUGAAGUAUAUAUUGAAGCUGUUGAAGCGUCACAAGCUUGGAGUGCUUUUAGGGAACAACUUGCUCAACAAAUGUGGCUAGAAUGCUAG
Molecule: messenger RNA, 702 nt
Organism: Salvia hispanica
Lineage: Eukaryota; Viridiplantae; Streptophyta; Magnoliopsida; Lamiales; Lamiaceae
Source: RefSeq, a predicted model, not a curated record